GGUCUGUUCUGUUGUUCCGUGGUGUUGCGUAUGUUACGUUAUUAGCGUAACCUGAACACAGGGGAAGGAACUUAUAAGCUAUCGCCUAACGUCUUUUUUGAAGGCUAUCUCCAUGAACAACCUGAAUGAUCCACCAAGAUGGAAUAUAAGGCCGGGGCCACAUGAAGGUCCUGAUGGAGGCAAAUGGAAUUAUGCACUGUUGGUGCCAAUGCUUGGCCUUGCUGCCUUCCGUUGGAUCUGGACUCGGGAGUCUCAGCGGGAGAUCAAAGAAGCAAAGAGCCAGUUCAAUCAGAACAUGGUUGCCAUUGCCAAAGACUUGGAGCUAAAGUAUAAAGAUGCUCUGACGGAGAAUCGACGUACAGCUGCCAUACUCGAGCUUGAAUUGGAGAAGGAGCGGCAGCGGGUGGAGGGUUACAGAAAAGCUCUGGUCAGUCAGAGCCAGCAGCUCCUGGUGGAGCGCAAACAGCUGCAGAAAGAUCGGGAGGAAAUAGAGCAGGAAAAAACACGUGUCCUGCAGUCUGGAACAGCUGGAUUAGCACUCCAAACAGCUCUAAAACAAGAAGAGCAAUGGAAGCAGAAAGCUCAGGUUUUGCUUCAGGAGCUGGAGGUCAAGCUGGUGGAGAGACAAGAUGCCUACUGUAGUAUUCUGCUUCCCAGAGAGCGCAGAAUGGAGAUGGAGAAGAACCUCCUGCUCAAAGUGGCCAAGGACCCUGUAGGAGCUGAAUUAGGCUUGGAGGAUGACCUUCGGGACAUUUUUAAAAAUGACAAGCAUUGUGCCGACCUGCUGAACAUGGACAGAAGGAAAAAUGGGAAGCUGAUGUGGCUGUAUCUUAAAUACUGGAAUCUGCACAUAGAGCUUCAGGAGCACAAGAGGGCAGAGGAGACGCUCAAAAAGUCACUACCAAAAAUAUAGCAACACAGGACCUGUCCUGAACUAUAUAAAAAUAUUUGCUCUCUCCCGA
Trichomycterus rosablanca is the source of this 962-nucleotide messenger RNA. It is a transcript of the gene ccdc127a, whose product is annotated as coiled-coil domain containing 127a. Lineage: Eukaryota; Metazoa; Chordata; Actinopteri; Siluriformes; Trichomycteridae. The transcript has 3 exons. The coding region runs from base 113 to 913 and encodes 266 amino acids. The record is from RefSeq and is a predicted model, not a curated record.